Molecule: messenger RNA, 489 nt
Organism: Brugia malayi
Lineage: Eukaryota; Metazoa; Nematoda; Chromadorea; Rhabditida; Onchocercidae
Exons: 4
Coding region: 1-489 (162 amino acids)
Source: RefSeq, a predicted model, not a curated record
AUGUCCCAAGAAUACCGAAGAUCAAGUACUGCAGUGAAACAAAACUAUUACGGGGAAGGACGUGGCAGUCAUUGCAGCGGAACCAUAAAAAUACCGCUUCAACAUACAAUCAGCACGCGCAAACGAGCAAAUAGAACUUCACUGGGUGGACAGCUUUUCCUCUGCAUGAUUGGAUCACUACUCAGCUUCAGCAUAUGCAUAUGGCUAACAGUGUUCAGUCAAGAUGUUCAGUGGAGAAGAUUACUAUUUGCUGCUGGUGCUGCACUGUGUGCCUUUUUAUUUGCUGUACUUGCAGUGCAAACAAUGAGAAAGGCGAAACGAUCACUCCCAGAAGUAAUUAUACCGAAUUCAGCAGCUCGACGCUCAACUAUUGUAAGGAUAUCCAGGAAAUCAAUGUGUGAAAGCAAUCUGAGUCAAGAAGAAAGUGGUACUAGCAAUUCGCAACCUCUGAAUUCAAUACUACAAGAAGCUACCACGAUGGUCGAAUGA